Molecule: messenger RNA, 507 nt
Organism: Pyrgilauda ruficollis (rufous-necked snowfinch)
Lineage: Eukaryota; Metazoa; Chordata; Aves; Passeriformes; Passeridae
Gene: POMC
Product: proopiomelanocortin
Exons: 2
Cellular component (GO): extracellular region
Molecular function (GO): hormone activity
Source: RefSeq, a predicted model, not a curated record
AACUCCCAGUGCCGGGAGCGCGGCAGCGAUGCCGGCAUCCUGGUAAACUUUGGGGUUUGUGUGCGCCAGAUUUCCUUGGAAUCUCCCCUUUCUCCCGGGAACGGGCAAUUCCAGCCGCUCUCCGAGAGCCUGCGGCGCUACGUCAUGAGCCACUUCCGCUGGAACCAGUUCGGCCGCCGGAACGGCAGCGAGCCCGGGAAACGGGAGGAGGAGGAGGAGGAGGAGAAAUCCGGGAACGAGCCCGGAAUUCCCGGCUUUUCCCGGCGCUCCGGGGAGCCGGGGAAGGACGGGAAGCGCUCGUAUUCCAUGGAGCACUUCCGGUGGGGAAAACCCGUGGGGCGCAAGAGGAGGCCGGUCAAGGUUUACCCCAACGGGGCCGAGGAGGAGUCGGAGGAGAAUUCCCGGCUGGAAUUCCGGCGGGGAGAACCCUCGGAAGGCGAGGAGGAGGAGGAGGAGGAGGAAUUCCCGGGAUUCCCGUGGAAUUCCCAGAAGGAAUCCCAAUCCUGA